Molecule: messenger RNA, 387 nt
Organism: Lactuca virosa
Lineage: Eukaryota; Viridiplantae; Streptophyta; Magnoliopsida; Asterales; Asteraceae
Source: the annotation of a GenBank genome assembly
AUGUUUCCUAUUUCCCAACCGAACUUCACGUAUCUUCCUGAAACCCAACCCGAACCUAAAUUAUGCAAAUUGAAAAGAAUAACAAGAAAUUUCCCCCUUGUCAACUUUGUACAACAAUCAAAUAAUCACAUUGCCGCUUCAUUCUUGAACCCUCUCUCGAUCUCACUCCCUAUCUGGAUCUCAUUCCAUCGCACUCUUUCUUUCGAUCGAGCCACUCUCAAUCUCGUUGACCUUCCUGCUGCUUUCUUGCGCGUUCUCUCAGUCGGGUCAUCUACAUUCUCCUCUCCCAAGUCUUCUUCCCCGAUCGAUUUCAGUAAAACUCUCAAAAUCUUACACUUUACUGGUUCUUACUUCAUCGUCGGUCAUGAUCAAGGUUCAAGUAAAUGA